CGGACGCAGACGCUCAGCCAUGCAUCGGGGUGAAGCCGCAUAAAAAGCGUUUCCAUAAUGCGGGCGUGAGGUGCGAAGGGGCGAUCCAGGAGGAGGACCGCGCCGCGCUGCCGGCUGUACACCGAGCCUGCCCGCCGGGCACCGGAGAGAAUAAAAUGUCGAACCGAAAGCACCGGGACAACCAGGAGAUCUGCGCCCGCAAGGUCCGGGAGCUGGCCCAGUCCGGAGUAAACAAACACUGCUUCGAGUGCAACCAGCCCGGGGUGACUUACACCGACAUCACGGUGGGCAGCUUCGUCUGCACGUCGUGCUCCGGAAUGCUGAGAGGCCUCAACCCUCCCCACAGAGUCAAGUCUAUCUCCAUGACAACCUUCUCCCAACAGGAAGUGGAAUUCCUCCAGAACCAUGGCAACGAGGUCGGGAGGAGGACUUGGCUGUGUGUGUUUGACCCAAAGACGGAUGGCUGCUCUGACAUGAAGGACUCUCAGAAGUUCAAAGAGUUCCUCCAGGACAAAUAUGAGAAGAAAAAAUGGCAUUUUUCCAAAAGUAAGAACCGGAGGGAUGUGGAGGGUCCUUGGAGCCCGGGGGUCCAGGCCAUGCCCCCUUCCCAUGGUCCUUUAGCGAGCCAGGCCCCCACCCAUAACCUGCCCCCCAAUGCCAGAUCCACAAGGCCACUGUCUCAGUCCCAGCUGCCGUCGUGGGAUCGGGCGCCUGCGGUCUCGCCUGCCGACAUGCGGACGGACGUGUUCACCGCUCGGCCAUCGCGCUCCCAAAGCUUCAGAGACCCCCCUCUGAAAGAUCCCACCCUGUGCGGGAUAGAACGACAGCGGCCAGGCUCCCUCUCGUCAGCGCUGGGAGCUCAGAGCCACGCCCCCUCCUUCCCUGCCCUCCCACGACCAUCAGCCAGUAGCUCUUUCAAAAACCACUUCACUUUAGGUCGUACAGUAUCGGCCUCGGGGGCCACGGGGCCCUUCAGGGCCUUCCCCAAGUCUCUCAGCGUGGACUUUGGAGGUCUGAACCAUCCUCAGCCACAGCCUCUGCCCCAGUCUCUGUCCCAGCAGCAGCAGCAGCCCGCCAGUGCUGGACAGACGACACCACCGGUCGGCAGCUCCAACGCCCAGGACAGGUAUGCUGCCGUAUCACAGCUGGACAGCGUCUUCUCUGAAACAUCAUCGGCCACAGCGCCACCCGUUGGUCCCCCGCAGUACAGCGCCAUCUUUGGCAGCAGGCUUUCAUCCAGCUCCACACCCGCCAGCUCCCCCGGUGUCGAUACGGUCUCCAGCUCCCAAACCUUUGCAAAUUUCCCCAACCCAUUCAGUUCUAGCUCCAGCUCUGCUUCCCAGCAGCCAGUUGCCCUCUCCCCCAGUAACCCCUUCAGCAACGCCUCAGGAGAUGACUCCAGUGCAUUUGUCACCUCGCCCACCUCUGUUUUCCCUCCAUCCGCCUCCUUCCCAGCGCCCACGACCCAGAAUGCAUUUCCACAUGAGUCAGCCAGCAACCGAGAAGCCAAUGGUUUUGCCUCCUUCCCUGCGGCCGACUCUCAGCCCAAAGUCCCUCGGCCGAUGUCGGUGAACCCGUUUACUGUGAGUACGCAUUCGUUUCCUGGCAAACAAGUGACACAGAAGGGGAAUGUUUACCCCAGUCGAGGGACGUCGCGGAAUCCUUUCAUCUGACCCCCCCCCCCUUUUACUUCACCCACCCAUCGUUCUCUGGGAACCGAGGGAGAAGUGAACUUGAGGAGUCGCUGCCAUUUCAAUGCCUCUGAAGUAUUUUCGCCCUCUGAGGGAGGGUUUGCUGUCCAUGCAGAUACACCCCACCCCCCAACUCCCUUUUCUGUCUGUGUUUACGUGUUUGUGGUGGAAAAAAAAAAUGUGUGAAUGUAAUUUUGAAAUUCCUGUAUGUAUGAGAGUGUUGGCUUGCUGUGUUUGUACCAUAAGACAAAUGUCAAAAGGUGUUUGUGUGCCAGUAGACGCCACCUCAGGGCUCUGUGGGAGUCACGAGUAAACGACACCUUUAUGAUUUUUGCAGAAACACACACUUGCACAAACAUAUAUUACACAAACGUCGCUGCUGCUGCUACUUUGCUUUCAUCUCCUCCUGAAAAGUGCAAAAAAAAACAUCCCGCUAGUAAACACGUCAGUGUUGUCUUCUGCUUUAAAAAAUGUUCGAGUCUCUCAUUUGUCCAAAAGAGAAGCCAGCUAAGACCCUGAUCCUGCAUCGUGAGUUCCUACGAAUGGUUAUAACCGCCUUAACAGCCUCCUGAUGCAUGUGAAUUAGCAUCGAAAGAUAAGACGGGCCUUUCUCUGUAAUGGGUGUGUGGAACAUGUCUGCGUUAGUCACUGUUUUUUUUGUCAGGUGUCCCUCGAAGGAUAAUCUACGUUUUCCACUCUCAGGCUGCAUGCGCUUAGAGGGCUAAAAGGAGAUGCUACUGAAUGUAAAAGCAAUUUCAGAAUAACUUACGUAAAUGUGUGUGGUAACUUCAUGGCUUCAUGUACCGGACCAAAAUGUUCUCUCGCUGUUUUUUUUCUGUUGACAUGGAGGUUUAUUUCCCUUAUUUUGUCAAAAAAAAGAAAGGAAAGGAAAAAAAAAGAAAAAGAAAAGAGAUUAAUGUACCAACUUCUUUGUAAUGACAAGUAUUCAUGUUCAUAAA
Messenger RNA from Xiphias gladius (swordfish), 2650 nucleotides. It is a transcript of the gene agfg2, whose product is annotated as ArfGAP with FG repeats 2. The record is from RefSeq and is a predicted model, not a curated record. Gene Ontology annotation, molecular function: GTPase activator activity. NCBI's taxonomy places the organism in Eukaryota, Metazoa, Chordata, Actinopteri, Istiophoriformes, Xiphiidae. The transcript has 15 exons. Bases 156 to 1673 code for a protein of 505 amino acids.